Messenger RNA from Prunus avium (sweet cherry), 1440 nucleotides. RefSeq lists its product as uncharacterized. The record is from RefSeq and is a predicted model, not a curated record. NCBI's taxonomy places the organism in Eukaryota, Viridiplantae, Streptophyta, Magnoliopsida, Rosales, Rosaceae.
AUGGCUGCCAUUGUGUGUCCCUGGGGUUUUCUUGUGAAUGAUGGCCUGAACCAAGACAACAGCAAGAAUGGUUUGGCACCUCCCAAGGCAAGGACCUUUGCUUCCAUUGUUUCAGAUACCACGGAAUCAUCUAUUGCACUCAGUCAACUACCAAUCCCUACAGUGAGAGGGGAAGUUACUUAUAUUAAAAUUUCUGAGGACGUUUACCAGGAGCAACUUCGGACUUGUCGAUCCAACCUUAUUGGUCGUCUUCUUUUGCGGAAGGGUUCUAUGCCUAUGAAAACUGUUGAUCUCAAGCGUGCCCUUUCUGUCUUAUGGCGGCUCCAUGGGGAUUGGAGGCUUAUUCCUUUAGGAAAGGGUUAUUUUGAUAUUCAUCUCGACACUGAGGAUGACAUGCGCCGUAUCUGGGGGGGUGGCGCAUGUACUCUAGCAAACGGUAUUUUUCGUCUUUCUCAAUGGGUUCCUGAUUUUCAACCUGGUAUGGUGGUGCCCCAAACCCAUGCUCAGGUAUGGGUUAAGUUUUUUGGGUUAAGUCAGGAUUAUUGGCACCCCCGAACCCUGAUGGAAAUUGCCCGAGGCAUUGGCACUCCACUGCAGCUUGAUAAUGCAACUAGAGAGCGUCUAUAUGGGUACUUUGCUCGGGUUCUGGUCGAUGUUGAUCUUACAGGUGAGCUUCCAUCUUCCAUUAUGGUUGAACGAGAAAACUAUGGCUUUCCGGAGACUCACUUCAACAAGGAGCAGCAGCUACCUCCGAAGUGUUCAACCGACGGCCAAGGUGCUAAACAGAUUUAUAGGCCAGUUCCAAAAUCCACUGCCAUUGAUAAUAGCAUUUCACUUGGUCCCACAGCCACACACACUCCUGGGAUGCCAGUAGAUGUAGUUUCUGCUUCUGCUAUUGUAGAUGCAGUAAUUGAACGUGCUGCUUUGGAUCAUAGUGAAGCCAUUCCUGACAUUGUGGCUAAUGAGCAAGUGAUUAGUCAAGAGGAUCAUGAGCUCAUUGCUCCCCAUCAUCCUGCUGAUGUACAAGGUGAUAAUUUUGUUUUGAAACAAGUAAGGCCUUUCCCUGCCUUGGAAGCGUCUGCGCCUUCUCAUGAUCCCAGACCAAGGCCGCAUUCAUGGCAUGAUAUAUUUUUUGAGGAAGCUGAAACCCAGACUAAUGUUUCAAAUAAUAGCGACACCAUUGCGUCUCCCACUCUUACUCAUCCUGUUUUGGGGAAUGAGGAUCAUGGUUGCAAUGCCAGAGGAAGUGUGUCUGCUCCUGCAUCACAUGUUAUUAUUUCUCAAAGCAAUGACGCUGAGGAUUCUAAUCAAUCACUCUAUCUUGUGCUCACAAAGUCUCAAAGGAAACGAAUGCGCAAACAGGCUUGUGAUAUAGACCGAACGGUGCCUGCAGUCUCAUACACCCUCAGAGAUAGGGCAACUAUAAAAAAAGGUUACUAG